Parnassius mnemosyne (clouded apollo) is the source of this 432-nucleotide messenger RNA. NCBI's taxonomy places the organism in Eukaryota, Metazoa, Arthropoda, Insecta, Lepidoptera, Papilionidae. The record is from the annotation of a GenBank genome assembly.
AUGCGGCAGAAUUCAUCUAGCAAAGAAAACCAUCACGACGUCAACCUACACUCAACCGCCGUACAUAACAUCACUCACAAAGCUGUACCGCCCCUCCGUAUGCCUCCGCCAACAGCAGGCGGUAUCAACGAGCCGCAAGAGUGUCCAUACUGCCGCAGGACAUUCUCUUGUUACUAUUCCUUGAAACGACAUUUCCAAGACAAGCACGAGCAGUCCGACACAUUGUACGUCUGUGAGUUCUGCCACCGAAGGUAUAGGACAAAGAACUCGCUCACCACUCACAAGAGUCUCCAGCACAGGGGCUCCAGCGGCAUGCUGAAAAGGCUCCUCAAAACUUCGGCUCUUCACAGCGCGCUGGCCCCGUCCCCGCACCACCUCUUCGACCUGGGUGCCAGCGAGCACGGCCCGCAACUCCCGCCCGGCCUGCAAUGA